AUGUCUCAAUCCGAUUCUAACCAAAACGAUGUUCCGAAACUUAAAUCCUACGAUCCCAAUUUGCUUUUUGACUCAACUACUUCUCUCUCAAAACAUAAAUUUUUUGAGUUUCAAUUUGAAGAGAUGAAUAAGAUCGAAGCUAAUUCGAAGUUAGUACAUGAUAGAAAUGAUUCUAAUUUUAGUAAAGCCACUAAUUUUAAAGAUAAGAUUUUACAUGGUUCAAUAUAUGGAGUGAGACAACAACAUGAUUAUGUUAUUGACACGUAUGUGAUGGCCCCGAUUUAUUAUACCGAAACAAUAAAAUAUAAUAGUAUCGACAUAUCUGUCAGAUGGAGUAGACGGAUACAAAAUUUACCAAAACUUAACUACGGAACAACUAUUCAAAAGAAAAACCCUAUAACCAAAUAUUUUUGUGAACAGUGUAAUUAUUUUCACAAGAAAAAACAAUGUAAGAAGAAACAAGUUCCUUAUUACUGUGAGAAAUAUGACGAUUUUCGGGUUCAAAAAAAAUAUGAUAAAUGUGCAAAUUUUCUGAUGGAACCAGAAGAUUUCGAUGAGACGUUAUUAGACUCCUCUUCCAAGAGUUCUUACGGUAGCGAUCAAACGUAUUAUGAACCUGAUACAAAAGAUUUUGUAAUACGUGAUAGGUUUAAGUAUAUACAUAGUCAAAAUGGUAUUAUAUUAGAAGAUUCUCAACUUUAUUUUAGUGAUAAUGAAUUGAUGAUAGAUGAUUCGUCAUCUUCAAAUACAUAUUCUUUACGUCUUAAAGAAAAUAUUAUUAUCGAAUCGAUUUUAAACAAAUUCAAGUUACGUCGUUAUACUAAAAGACGUAGGGUCGAAGAAUCUGCAGCAUCUUCUCCUUCACCUGAUAUUGUUCCUGAGCCUGACAAUAUUGAAGAAGAAGGGACUUUAGAAAAUUAA
Molecule: messenger RNA, 921 nt
Organism: Racocetra persica
Lineage: Eukaryota; Fungi; Glomeromycota; Glomeromycetes; Diversisporales; Gigasporaceae
Source: the annotation of a GenBank genome assembly